Molecule: messenger RNA, 1260 nt
Organism: Colletotrichum abscissum
Lineage: Eukaryota; Fungi; Ascomycota; Sordariomycetes; Glomerellales; Glomerellaceae
Product: SIS domain-containing protein
Exons: 1
Coding region: 1-1260 (419 amino acids)
Biological process (GO): carbohydrate derivative metabolic process
Molecular function (GO): carbohydrate derivative binding
Source: RefSeq, a predicted model, not a curated record
AUGGGUGAUCAACGUCAUCACAUGGAGCACCGACCGGUGCAAAACAGCGCGGUCUUUGUGCUCGGCGCAAAUCACUGCGACUCAAUUCCACCUCCCUCGCCUCCUUCACCACCAGUCUCACCCCCAGAAGAUGGCUUUUUGGAAGAAUUGGAAGAACUCAGCCUCGGAUCGCCCGACGACCUUCCCGAGAGCGACGAAAGCUCCGCCAAAAUCCAGGACAGACUUCAUGCCGCAACACACGUUCUCAAGACAGAAGCCGCAGCGCUGAGGUCAGUCGCCAACUUAUAUGAGACAGACCCCGUUGCUCGGGACGGCUUCAACAGAACAGUGGCGGCCAUCACACGGCACAAGGGUGAAAAGGGAAAGCUCAUCAUUACCGGCGUCGGAAAGUCCGGUCACAUUGCGAACAAGUUGGUUGCGACAUUCAACAGCCUUUCACUCACAUCCGUGUUUCUGAACCCGAUUGAUGCGCUUCACGGCGACUUGGGCAUUAUCCAGAAACACGAUAUUCUUCUCUUCAUCACAUUCUCCGGAAAGACCUCCGAACUUUUCAGCCUAUUACCACACUUGGACAAGCCGUCAUCAUUAGUCAUCCUCACCGGACAUACGAGACCUGACACGUGCGAGCUUAUCAAACUCCGACCGGACACGAUCCUUCUCCCAGCACCAGUCCACGAAAGCGAGACAUCGUCAUUUGGUGUCUCGGCUCCGACAACGUCCACAACGGUCGCCUUGGCCGUCGGCGACGCGCUUGCCAUUGCCGCCGCGCAGGAGCUGCACUCGAGCGUUGCACAGGUGUUUUCCAAGAACCAUCCGGGUGGUGCGAUUGGGGCCGCGUUCCGGAAACCUCAGACAAUUCUGGACUUGUCCAUUCCCUGGGUGGACAUUGAUGACUCGGAACACCUUUGCGUGGACAGCAGCGUCGGCGCAGACCUCUUCCGGGCUGCUUACGACUCGCCAUCAGGCUGGGUUCGGGUCGGCGACGCUGUAGCAUCGCCGAGUCGCAUUAGGAAGUUGGCAACGGUGGACUUCACACGGUCUCUGAGAGACAUCCCGCAUCUGUUGGUACCGAGGGCAGAGAUGCUCUCCAUCUCUUCCGGGACAACGAUACGUCGUGCCGUAGACUUCGUGAGAAGCAUGCAAGGCGCCGCGGAUGACGGCGAGUACGUUUGUAAUUCGGACUCUCUUCUGGCUGUUUUGGACCAUGGCGACAUGGUUGGCGUUUUGGAAGCUGGCAAGCUGUUGGAAUGGAAAGAUUGA